Messenger RNA from Nicotiana tabacum (common tobacco), 3790 nucleotides. The record is from RefSeq and is a predicted model, not a curated record. NCBI's taxonomy places the organism in Eukaryota, Viridiplantae, Streptophyta, Magnoliopsida, Solanales, Solanaceae.
UUUCUCUUUUCUUUUAAAUAAUUUUCUCCUCCUCUUUUUUCUUUUUUUGAGUUUGUCGGUUGUUUCUUCCUUGUCUUUCGCCGGUAGUAUUUGAUUUGUUAUCCAUUUUGAUUCGCCGGAAAGUCGGUUUUUGCUUCACCGGUGAUGACAGCUGGUAUUUUACCAUCGCGAAAAAGGAGCAGAAUUUUGUGCUUUUCCUAAACUGGAAUGAAAGGAGAAUUUGUUUUGGACAAAACUACCUUCGUUAUUUUGCGAAAUUUACUGGAUUCUUCCGUUUUUGGGGAUCUGAGCCGGGGUACUAUUGGAAAUUCAGUUUUAAAUUUUAUUAUGUUUGUUUGGCUUUAUUUGAAUAAGUGAAUAAACUAAAAGGAAAUCCAGCUUUACAAGUCAUUUGAUGACGAAUGCAUGCAUGAUUAUUAUACUGCCCUCCGCUCUGCUUUGGUAUCAACGCCCCUUUCUUGAGGUCAAAAAGGUCAUUUUUAAUAAAGAGUUCUAAGCUAAAAGUUACCUUUCUUGGCUUUCCGUGCAGGCUUUUUCUAAAUUUGACUUUGUGAAAAUACCUUUUCAAUUUCUACUGCUAAAAUUGAUGCUAGUGUACAACCACUAUUAAUUAAGGUACAACCCGAUACCAUUUACCUAAUGGUAUUAUCCUACUCAUUUAAACAAACAAAACUGUUUAGCCCCGACUCAUUUUAUUUUUUACAUAAGAGGUGGAUUAUUUAUUGGGUAGCUGAAAAUUUGGAUGAUUUCAGCUUUGGACAAAUAGGGGAUCUUUUAUUGUUGGCUAAGAUCUUUUUGACAACUUCUUACGCCAGCUAUGUGUGUGUGCCCAUGUCUAGUAAAAGAAGUUGGAUUGAAUGAAGCUGGACCAGUUCUAUAAAUAUAGGAUUAUAAUUGGCAAUAGCUUAGACGUAACAACUAUUGACUUUGCAACGUAGAAAAGGACGGACUUUUUUCUAUGCACUACGUGUUUGCUUCACAUGGAGUAUAUUAGUUGUGCGCAAGAUGCAGUUUGUUUUUUCAUAUUGAAAUGUUAAUUUGCUAGAUUGAUAAGAAUUGAUUAGUAGUAGCAAUAGCUGGACCUGGUAAAAAUAACUUUCAAAAAGUUAAAGAAUGAUAUUUGGACCUGUUCUUGUAUAUUUAUUAUAGCCUUUGCGCUUUUAUAUUCGACAAAUGUCCCUUGGACUUGUACGUUUGUUUUUGUAAUUUUGAGCAGGUUAUUGCUAGUUUAGUUGUAUUUGGACUAGUUAGGAAGGAACUGGAAUAGUUUUUUCGUGUACUCCAUAAGGACUUGGACGGUCUACAUUUUUAAUGCACGACAUAGUGUAUUUAUUGUUCUUUGCUCAAAUUACUCAACCUAACCCUAUAUAAUAUUAUUUGCACACUGUUAUUAUGAAAAGCUGACUCUAAGCAAAUUUGAGAUCAAGACAUAGAUUGAUUUAUUUACCUGAUUGCCAUGAAGAGUUGAACACUGAUUCCCUAGCAAGUCAUAAGUUGUUUUUUCACACCGACAAUUUGAUUGUUCUUCCCAAGAGGUUAUGAAUUCCAUGCAGCUAACUUAUGUCUUACAAUGUUCUUCUAAAUUUGUUCCGGCAAAAGCGAACAUGUGCUAUUUGCCUUGGGAGUAUGAAACCUGGGAAUGGUCAGGCCAUAUUCACUGCUGAAUGCUCCCACUCCUUCCACUUCAGCUGCAUCGCCAACAGUGUUAAGCAUGGAAACUACCUCUGCCCUAUCUGCAGAUGCAAAUGGAAAGAGAUUCCUCUCAUGUCGUCCUUCAGUACUGAUACAACCAUUAACAAUGCAGGACGGACUCGUGUCUCUCCACUUGAAGAUCAACCACCGGUAUCUCUGCCCCUUCCUGAGCCCCUUCACUUCUCUGAUGAUGAACCUCUUCCCAGCAUUACCGUGGAUCAGACCUCCUCCCCUUCCACCAUUCAUUCAGAAAGAGUAGUCUUGAGAGCUUUUCCAGAAUUUUCUGCUGUUGCUGCUUCUGAAGCGGUGUCAAGAUUUGCUGUUCUUGUUGGAGUAAGGGCACCUCCACUUGCUGAUGAUGCUCGGCACCAAGAGCGUGCGCCUAUCGACCUGGUCACAGUUCUAGAUGUUAGUGGCAGCAUGGCUGGAUCAAAAUUGGCUCUCUUGAAGCAAGCAGUUUGUUUUGUCAUAGAUAACUUGGGACCUUCUGACCGUCUAGCUGUUGUUACCUUUUCAUCUGGAGCUCAAAGAAACUUCCCCUUGCGAAGGAUGACAGAGCAGGGGCGUCGAGAGGCUGUACAGGCUGUCAAUUCCAUCUCAGCUAAUGGUGGAACAAAUAUCGUAGAAGGACUCAAGAAAGGAGUUCGAGUUCUUGAAGAAAGGCGUGAAAGGAAUCCAGUUGCUAGUAUUGUUCUCUUGUCAGAUGGGAGAGACACCUAUAACGGAGAUAAUGCCAACCAACGUCACAGUCCUCGGAAUCGUAGAUCCUCGAAUGCAACAUCAGGUCCAGAAUAUCUGAAUCUGUUGCCUUCUUCCAUUUGUCCUCGCAAUAGAGAAGCACUAGCAGCAGACCAGCUGCCAACUUUUCAUGUACAUACAUUUGGGUUUGGGUUAGACCAUGAUUCUUCUGCUAUGCAUGCUAUCUCAGAUGCAUCGGGUGGUACAUUUUCAUUCAUUGAGACAGUUGGUACUGUUCAAGAUGCCUUUGCAAUGUGUAUUGGUGGUCUCCUCAGUGUUGUAGCUCAGGAAUUAAAACUUACUGUUAGGUCAGCAUCACGUGGAGUGGAAAUUGGUUCCAUCCCUUCGGGACGAUAUACAAGUGAAAUUUCUGAACAAGGAAAGCAAGGUCUAAUAAACAUUGGGAACCUGUAUGCAGAUGAGGAGAAAGAAUUCCUUGUCUACUUGUCUGUUCCCUCGGCUGAAAUUGAUGGAAGCGCAACAAAGACAUCUCUGUUGAAAAUUACAUGUGGUUACAAGAAUAGCACGUCUGAAGAAAUGGUCAGUGUGGAGGGUGAGACAGUUGAGAUACGUCGGCCACCAGUGCUGUCUCCUACGGAUGUGCUAGUAAGUCGUGAGGUUGAUAGGCAGAUAAACAGGCUGGCAGUAGCAGAAACCAUUGCAGAGGCACAACAUAUGGCAGAAAAUGGAAAUCUUGAGGCUGCUCAAGCCGUUCUAGGCAACAGAAGAACCUCUCUUCUAUCUUCUGUAUCUGCCCAAGCAGGUGAUGCUCUUUGUAACUGGCUUGACACUGAACUGACUGAAAUCAGAGAGAGGAUGGCGAGCAGGGAACGCUAUGAACAAACAGGACGCGCUUAUGUCCUCUCGGGUUUGAGCUCACAUUCUUGGCAAAGAGCCACAACUAGAGGAGACACAACGACACAAAUAAUAUCGCAAGGUGGUAGCUCAAGCAACAGUGGUGCAAUUGGCUAUGAAACUCCAUCUAUGGUUAACAUGGUCUCAAAGUCACAGAAUCUAAGUCUUGCCAAUCGUGUUGAACAGGUUCCUCGUCCCAACAAGACAUGCAACUUAAUUCCAAGAUCUUAGUAAACAUUUCUAACCCAAUUCGUUCUCAGCGUGAUAGGCAACUGAACAACAACACUCUUCUCGUGAUAUAAUUCUGUGGUAUUUGACCCUACUAUACUUUUUUUUUUGCUCCAUUUGUUUUUUCUUUUAGUUCUCCAUAGUUGAAUCAUUUUCAAAUUAGAUUCUUUUGGAUUGACAUCUCUACAGUUCGGAAUAAUAUUUUAGAGCUGAUAACCGUUUGUCUGCUGAGAUCGUCCUCUUAUUAGAGAAUACUAUACUUGUCCCUUUUCGAUUC